Rattus norvegicus (Norway rat) is the source of this 2539-nucleotide messenger RNA. RefSeq names its product caspase 8 (gene Casp8). NCBI's taxonomy places the organism in Eukaryota, Metazoa, Chordata, Mammalia, Rodentia, Muridae. Gene Ontology annotation, cellular component: ripoptosome; protein-containing complex; nucleus. Gene Ontology annotation, biological process: response to tumor necrosis factor; extrinsic apoptotic signaling pathway via death domain receptors; positive regulation of proteolysis. Gene Ontology annotation, molecular function: scaffold protein binding; cysteine-type peptidase activity; ubiquitin protein ligase binding. The record is from RefSeq and is a predicted model, not a curated record.
UUAUAUAGACACAUAAAUUCAUCUGUAUGAUGUGAAAGCUGAAGCGAAACUGUUUGCGAGACCAACGAACUAACAGGAAAUGGGGGAUGGGCAAAAGGGGAGAAUAUGGUGCAUACACGUAUAGAACUUUGCACAGCCUUUCCGAGUCCUCAGGCCAGCCCUUUUCCUUCGGCUCGGGAAAGCAGGAAGUAUAAAAGGCUCUACCGGUCCUUCCCGCUCUCUAUUGCCCUCUGCCUGCCACAGACCCCAGAGAAGGGGCUUGGGAACAAGGUACCGCGUGAAGAUCUCGGGAGUUGUUUCUGAUAAGGUUACAGCUCUCCUACCCCUUGGUAAGAAUGGAUUUCCACAGUUGUCUUUACGAUAUUGCUGAACGUCUGGGCAACGAAGAACUGGCUGCCCUCAAGUUCCUGUGCUUGGACCACAUCCCGCAGAAGAAGCAGGAGUCCAUCAAUGAUGUCCUGGUGCUAUUUCAGAGGCUGCAGGAAGAGGGGAUGUUGGAGGAAGACAAUUUGUCCUUCCUGAAGGAGCUGCUUUUCCAUAUCAGUCGGCGGGAUCUGCUGAGCAGAGUCCUAAAAAGCAGCCCAGAGGAAAUGGUGAGGGAGCUGCAGGUUCUGGGCAAAGCCCAGGUUUCUGCCUACAGGGUUAUGCUCUUUAAGCUCUCAGAAGACAUGGACAAGGAGGAUUUGAAAUCUUUUAAGUUCCUUUUGAUCACUGAGAUCCCUAAAUGUAAACUGCAAGACAACUCGAGCCUGCUUGAUAUUUUCGUAGAGAUGGAGAAGAGGACUAUCCUGGCAGAAAACAACUUGGUUACCCUAAAAUCAAUCUGUUUCCGGGUCAACAGGAGCUUGCUGGGAAGGAUCGACGAUUACGAACGAUCAAGCACAGAGAGAAGAAUGAGCACUGAAGGAGGGGAAGAGCUGCCAGUUUCUGUUUUGGAUGAGGUGACCAUCAAAAUGCAGGACAUGUGGGACUCGCCAGGAGAGCAAGAGAGUGAGUCACUAAAUUCAGACAAUGUUUACCAAAUGAAGAGCAAACCUCGGGGGUACUGUCUGAUCUUCAACAAUAAUAAUUUCAGCAAAGCACGGGAGGACAUACCCAAACUCAGCAACAUGCGGGACAGAAAAGGAACCAACUAUGAUGAAGAGGCUCUGAGUAAGACCUUUAAGGAGCUUCAUUUUGAGAUCGUGUCCUUCAGUGAUUGCACAGCAAGUCAAAUCCAUGAGGUUCUAGUAUCCUAUCAAAGCAAGGACCACAAGGGCAAAGACUGCUUCAUCUGCUGCAUCCUAUCACAUGGGGACAAGGGCAUCGUCUACGGAACGGAUGGGAAGGAAGCCUCUAUCUAUGAGCUGACAUCUUACUUCACUGGCUCAAAGUGCCCUUCCCUGGCUGGAAAACCCAAAAUCUUUUUUAUUCAAGCUUGUCAAGGAAAUAACUUCCAGAAAGCGGUGCCUGUGCCUGAUGAGACAGGCUUAGAACAGGAGCACGUUUUAGAAGAGGAUUCAUCAUCUUACAAGAACUAUAUCCCAGAUGAGGCAGACUUUCUGCUGGGGAUGGCUACUGUGAAAAACUGUGUUUCCUACCGAGAUCCCACGCGUGGGACCUGGUAUAUCCAGUCACUUUGCCAGAGCCUGAGGGAAAGAUGUCCUCGAGGUGAGGAUAUUCUCAGCAUCCUGACUGGCGUGAACUAUGAUGUGAGCAAUAAAGACAACCCGAGGAACAUGGGAAAGCAGAUGCCACAGCCCAUCUUCACACUACGGAAGAAGCUCUUCUUCCCUCCUAACUGAUGUGUGCUCUCUACAGUUCACAUGGGUUAUCUGUGCACUUUUGUGUGUCCUAACUGAUGUGUGCUCUCUACAGUUCACAUGGGUUAUCUGUGCACUUUUGUGUGAAGGAGAGAAUCUUAUUUAUUUUUUUUACCAUUUCUUUUGUUUUUGAGUUUACAUUUAUGUCAUUUCCGUUUUCUCUCUUCAAAUCUUCCUAUGUAAUCUUCCAGUUUCAAAUACAUGACCUCUUUUGUCAUCAAUUGUUGUAUACGCAUGCACACACGCGUGCAUGCACAUACACACAAACUUCUAAAUGUAAUCUACCCAGUCUUUAUACUGUUACUUUUUGCUUUUUAAAAAUGGAGUAACCUCGGGGCUGGGGAUUUAGCUCAGUGGUAGAGCGCUUACCUAGGAAGCGCAAGGCCCUGGGUUCGGUCCCCAGCUCCGAAAAAAAAAAAUGGAGUAACCUCUGGGACUUCCUGUCCCUAGAAUAGUUGGGCAACAUAAAUUGUAUUCCAUUGGUUCACCUUUAAUCCCAGCACUCCGGAGGCAGAGGCAAGAGGAUCUCUGAAUUCAAAGCCAGCCUGCUCUACAGAGCAAGUUCUAAGACAGCCAGGGCUACACAGAGAAAGCUUGUCUUAAAAAAAAAAAUAAUAAUACUUGAAGAUGUGUGAGUAAGAAAGCAAGACUGGAUCAUGGACUGGGACGAGUUAACAGAGGGAGUGAAUAGCAUUGUCUGCAUGCGAUUCUGGGACUUAAUAAAAGUAUUAAACUUC